Messenger RNA from Fusarium coffeatum, 1086 nucleotides. RefSeq lists its product as uncharacterized. Bases 1 to 1086 code for a protein of 361 amino acids. The transcript has 3 exons. Lineage: Eukaryota; Fungi; Ascomycota; Sordariomycetes; Hypocreales; Nectriaceae. The record is from RefSeq and is a predicted model, not a curated record.
AUGGGGAGAAAACUACCGUGGAAAACAUCCUCGGCUCAGUCAAGUCCAGAGAAGAAACCGUCUCUAAAAUCUGAAAGUCCACAUCCGACGCCUUCUCGAUCACCAAAUCGCCAGACUGGUACUCCUUCAGCAUCUACCAAGAAACCGCGUCGUGAGCGCGUUGUCGAAGCAGAAGAUGGCGUACGCAGUCCGUCGACAUCGCCUCCUCCGGAGCCACCACCAGAGAGAUUCAUGAGAGCUGGCUUAGGCCACGAUGAUCGCUAUCGCAUGGUCGAAGACGAAUUCGUCAACAUGGCUCACCAAUUCACCGUCCAUCUCCAUCGCGCAGAGUAUAACCGCCUAAAGAACCUGGCUAAGUACCAGAACGCGGAUACAAUCCGCGAAAUAGAGCGCCCCAGCGUUGGCGCGCCUACUCUUCUUGCGCGGCAACGUCAUGAGACCGCGCAUAGAGAAUCUAAGCAGCGCACUCUUCUUGGGGGCUCCUCUAACAACAAAGAGACACCCUACUCGGGUUCGAGUUUGCAGGGUCUUAUGGAAAGUCCGAGGAAGGAGCAUAAGUGGAUUUCAGCAGGUCUGGCCGACGCGGCUAAGACGAGAGCUUCCGCUGGGUUCGAUUCGCAAAAGAUCACACCGGUACGGAUGAAGCAGAUUUCAAAGCCUUCAUCUGGGCAGAAGAGACAGAUUUCUCUGGCAGAUAAUGACGAGAGUGAUGAUGGGGAUGAUUUGGAUCUCGCUACGCCUUCACGCACGCCUGCGACGAAAGCGGCGCGCACAGCUCAAACUUCAAGCCCAGCUAUGUCGCGUUCAGCACCUCGACCGGCUUUCAGUACUCCUCGGGUGCUGAAUACAACAACGAACACUACUUCGCGGUCAGGGUCCAGCGCUAAGCGACCAACUACAGCACCAGGAGAUGGAGCUCGGCCGACAGCUAAACGCAGCGAUGUCCAUGAAGACAUUGACGAUGACGACAUGUUUGGGAUUACAAAACGGAUGUCUGACCGUCGCAAGUCAAGAGGGCAAAGUCGCAAGACGGAAGAUAAAGCACCCGCCAAUUCUUCGCUCGAUGACAUCCCUUCAUUUAUAUAA